AUGCUUCUCUUCAAAGCUGAUUUCAACAAAGCCUUUGACACGGUGAAUUGGGAAUAUUUGGACCAUGUUCAAAUGCAAAUGGGAUUUGGACAACGAUGGAGGGGGUGGAUUCAAGGCUGCCUAAGAUCCUCACGUGCGUCGAUUCUAGUUAAUGGUUCACCUACCAAUGAAUUCGAAUUUGGCCGUGGAAUAAGACAAGGUGACCCCCUAUCACCAUUCUUAUUCAUAAUAGCCAUGGAGGGGCUGAACAUCGCGAUGAAAGAGGCCACAGGAAAAGGAAUUUUUAAAGGAAAAAAAAUCCCAAAUAGUGCCCUAUGUGUGUCGCAUCUGUUCUACGCAGAUGAUGCACUCUUUGUGGGGGGAAUGGAGUGA
Molecule: messenger RNA, 372 nt
Organism: Lactuca sativa (garden lettuce)
Lineage: Eukaryota; Viridiplantae; Streptophyta; Magnoliopsida; Asterales; Asteraceae
Product: putative mitochondrial protein AtMg01250
Source: RefSeq, a predicted model, not a curated record